ACAUUGUGGUGCGAGGCAAGGAGCAACGCUGGCUACGGGGAACUGAAGUCAGGGUUGGCCUUUGCAUGCUCACAUGGAGCUGACUGCAGGGCAAUUCAACCCGGUGGCAGUUGCUUCAACCCUAACACCAUUCAAAACCAUGCUUCUUAUGCCUUUGACAGCUACUAUCAGACCCAUGCCAAAAACCCUGCUGCAUGCAAUUUUGGUGGCACAGCCACCAUUGCCGUUACUAAUCCCAGCUUUGGACGUUGUGUGUACCCACCUUUUUCAAGCACUGAUGGAGGAGUUGAUACAACAAUCACGGGGCUUCCAAUGAACAGCAAGACAUUACAAGACCAGACCAACAAGGAGGAUUGAAUACUGCCCAAGCUAAUCUCAAUAACAUCAGAGGAAUGAUCUACCUGUUAUGUUAUUUUAUGAUACAAACAUUUGUAUUGAGAGAAUUUCUAUAAAUAAAUAAAGAUAUUUUAAUUUA
Messenger RNA from Glycine soja, 475 nucleotides. RefSeq names its product glucan endo-1,3-beta-glucosidase 7-like. The annotation marks the transcript as partial. The transcript is spliced from 3 exons. The record is from RefSeq and is a predicted model, not a curated record. NCBI's taxonomy places the organism in Eukaryota, Viridiplantae, Streptophyta, Magnoliopsida, Fabales, Fabaceae.